This is a messenger RNA of Sinocyclocheilus anshuiensis, 2979 nucleotides long. RefSeq names its product RAB3 GTPase activating protein subunit 1 (gene rab3gap1). Gene Ontology annotation, molecular function: GTPase activator activity. The coding region runs from base 33 to 2960 and encodes 975 amino acids. Lineage: Eukaryota; Metazoa; Chordata; Actinopteri; Cypriniformes; Cyprinidae. The transcript has 24 exons. The record is from RefSeq and is a predicted model, not a curated record. Gene Ontology annotation, biological process: positive regulation of GTPase activity.
ACGCAGCGCCGCACGGCGGUACAUUUCCCACAAUGCACCAGGACAGGAAUAAACAGAGAGCCAAGAUGGCGGCGGACAGUGAUCCCGAGUCUGAAGUGUUUGAGAUCACUGACUUCACCACCGCGUCCGAGUGGGAGAGGUUCAUAUCCCGGCUCGAGGAGCUGCUGAAUGACUGGAAGCUGAUCGGGUCUCGUGUCGGGAAACCGCUGGAGAAGGGUGAGAUCACCAGCAGCUCGUGGGAGGAAAACACACAGGAGAUCAACUUCGCUGAUUUCAAGUUCUCCAUCACACAUCACUGUCUGAAGCAGGAGUCAGCUGAGAAUGAAAGCAGGGAGGAAGCAGAGGAAGAUGUGUGUCCGCUGGCCCUGCAGGACCUGCUCUGCAUGAACAAUGACUUUCCUCCGCGAGCUCACUGUCUCGUCAGAUGGUUCGGUGUGCGUGAGUUCGUGGUGAUUUCUCCGGGAGCCAACUGUGAAGCUGUGGUCAGCGAGUCCAAGUGUAGUGUUUGUGUGCGUGCGUGCUCAGUCUCAUCGUCUCUGUGUUUCAGCCUGGUGCCGCUGUUCGUGCAGAUCCAGCAGAAGUGGAGGAAGAUGUACGCGGGUGAGUGUCAGGGGCCCGGGGUCCAGACAGACUUCGAGAUGGUGCACCUGCGUAAAGCUCCUGGUCAGUACACACACCUCUCCGGCCUGCUGGACAUCUUCAAGAACAAGAUGAGCUGCCCGCUGACGCCGCUGCCGCCCAUCAGCAUCUCCAUCCGCUUCACCUUCGUCCUGCAGGACUGGCAGCAGUGCUCGUGGCCACAGCAGCCGCCAGACUUCGAUGCGCUCCUCGCUGGAGAGGUGGGUGGUGUGGAGUUCGGCAAACUUCCGUUCGGAGCGUGUGAAGAUCCCAUCAGCGAGCUGCAUCUCGCGACCACGUGGCCGAACCUGACGGAGGGAAUCGUGGUGGAUAACGAUGUUUAUUCUGAUCUGGAUCCUCUUCAGGCUCCUCACUGGUCUGUUCGAGUGCGGAAAGCAGACAAUCCACAGUGUUUGCUGGGUGAGUUCCUCAUGGAGUUCUUCAAGCUUUGCUGCCGGAAGGAAAGCACCGAGGAGAUUCUGGGAAGGAACCCGGUCGAGGAGGAAGGGAAAGAGAACAGUGACAUCACUCAAGCGCUGUCCAAGCUGACGGAGCCCGCAGCCGUCCCCAUCCACAAGCUGUCCGUCUCCAGCAUGGUGCACAGCGCGAGGAAACGCAUGCGGCGACACAGGCGCACCGAGGAGUCGCCACUCAACAACCACGUGCUCAACUCCAUCCUGCUGUAUCUGUUCCCAGAUGCAGCUCUGGAUAAAACAGACUUAAGCGAUGUCAAAUCCACACAGCACAGCCCAGGAGGAAAGACCGAGCCGGACCGCGAGUCGGAGGAUUACCAUCUCUAUAAUCAGCUGAAGUCGGCUCCGAGCGACAGUUUGACGUACCGUCUGGCCCUGUGUGUCUGUAUGGUGAACUUCCAUCACGGAGGAGUGAGAGCCGUCGCUCACCUGUGGCAGGAGUUUGUGCUGGAGAUGCGCUACCGCUGGGAGAACAACUGCCUGAUCUACGGGCUGGCCUGCGGAGCUCCGGAUCUCAGGUGUUGUCUUCUUCAUCAGAAGCUGCAGAUGCUGAACUGCUGCAUCGAGCGCAAGAGAGCAAGGGAUGAUGGGGGGAAGAGCGGCGCGUCAGACAGGAGCCGUCUGGGGCCCGAGAGCGCGGGGCCCGCUGAAGUUUCUCCGGGGAAGUCCUGGGACUCGUGGAGUGACAGCGAGGAGGAGUUCUUCGAGUGUCUGAGCGACACGGAGGAGAUGAAGGAGACGGAGAGCGAGAAAAAAACAGCCAAUAAGAGCAAAGCUGAAGGUCGCCUGCAGCCGCAUGGCAAACUGACUCUUCUGAACUCACCGGAGCCGCUCUUCAUCCCCGUCACACAGGAGCCCGCGCCCAUGACUGAAGACCUGCUGGAGGAGCAGUCGGAGGUUCUGGCCAAACUGGGCACGUCGGCUGAAGGAGCGCACCUCCGCGCCCGCAUGCAGAGCGCCUGCCUGCUCUCAGACAUGGAGUCCUUCAAGGCAGCGAAUCCCGGCUGUUGUCUGGAGGAUUUCGUGCGCUGGUAUUCUCCGAGAGAUUACGUGGAGGAGGAAGGUGCGGAUGAGGCGGGACAGACGGUCAUACGGGGCGACCUGAGCACCCGCAUGAAGAUCCCUGGCAACAUGUGGGUGGAGGCCUGGGAGACGGCCAAAGCCACACCGGCCCGCCGACAGAAGAGGCUGUUUGACGACACCAAAGAGGCUGAGAAGGUGCUGCAUUACCUGGCGCUGCAGAAGCCGUCGGAUCUGACUCUGCACCUGAUGCCCUGCGUGCUGCACGCGGCUCUGCUCAAGAUCAAGGAGGAAGAGGCGUCUGAAGACAUCGCGUCAGUGCGUAAGGCGCUGCAGCAGGUCACCGCUCACGCCAGCAAACUGCUGCGGCACCCCAACCCUGACUUCAAGAAGCUGGAGGACCUCAUUCUUCAGAUGAGCGCGGUGGAGGCCGUCAUCGCUCGCGCCCGAUCGCUCAAGGCCAAGUUUGGCAUCGCUGGAGGAGAGCGAGAGGAAGACGCUGACGAGCUGGAGAGGUUUGUCAGCUGUUUGCUGGAGGAGCCCGAGGUUUCUGUGGUUGGAGCCGGACGAGGACCUGCUGGAAACAUCAUUCAUAAGCUGUUCGUCAGCUCUCAGCGGGCCGCUCUGCUGGCGCCGCUGGAGGACGAGGCGGGUCGUUCUGGAGGGACGGAUGACAGGAAAACGGUUCCGGAUUUUCCGCCCCCUGCUGGACGGGAGGUUCUGCUGCGCACCUGUGUGCCACGGCCCGCGCCGUACUCCAAAGCCCUGCCGCAGCGGCUCUUCUGCGUGCUCCUGCGGGACGAGUUCAGGCUCGCCGGCGCCUUUUCCUCCGACACCUCCUUCUUCUGAGCGGAUCGACCAGCGCAGG